Messenger RNA from Saprolegnia parasitica CBS 223.65, 752 nucleotides. RefSeq lists its product as hypothetical. The transcript has a single exon. Gene Ontology annotation, biological process: superoxide metabolic process. Lineage: Eukaryota; Oomycota; Saprolegniomycetes; Saprolegniales; Saprolegniaceae. Gene Ontology annotation, molecular function: metal ion binding. The record is from RefSeq and is a predicted model, not a curated record. Bases 22 to 666 code for a protein of 214 amino acids.
CCAGAUUCGAAUUUGCCAACAAUGCUCCACACGCGCUACACCGAGAGCCACAGCCUCGUGUACGCCUUUGACCCGACGCUCUCUGGCGGCGUCGCGGGCCACGUCGCAGUGCACUACCACGGCUACGGCGCAACGAUCGCGGCCAACCUCGACGUCUCGGGUGCCAACUGGACGGCGCUGAGCACCGCCGACGCCAACUGCAAGGGGCCUAUCGACUCGUACACGUGGCACGUCCACACCAAGUGGAGUAACAAGGCGUCGUCGGCCUUUCUGAGCGGCUGCGGCUUGGCCAUCGCUGGCAACCACUACGACCCGACCCUCGCCUGCGGUCCGAACUCGGAGCACAUUACCGCCGAAACGUGCAAGGCGACUGUCGCCCAAGCUGGCUUUGCGUACAACUGCACGCCCGCUUCGUACGCCGAGUGCGACUCGGCGUGCGAGGCCGGCGAUCUCUCGGGGAAGGUCGGCAAGAUGGCGGCCAAAGCGGGCAAGAUCCGGGAGACGUGGUUCGACCCGCACUACCCGGCCUUUGACGAAGCGACGGCGCAGUGGAACGUCAUGCUCCACGCCGUGUGCGGCAAGGCGACACCCCGCUUCGUGUGCGCGAUUGCGACGACGGCCAAGGACCUUCCGUCGCCGACGAUUCCGACGACCUAUGCGCCAUGAGCGCUUGAAUGUGACGAGUGGACUCUGCCAGUUACAGUGUCAUCUACCUACGUAUGCUAAUGCACGGUCAUUCAUUUUGAAACGGA